AUGAAGCUCGUCCGAUUUCUGAUGAAGUGCGCCAAUGAGACGGUGACUAUCGAGUUGAAGAAUGGAACAAUCCUUCACGGCACCAUCACCUCCGUCUCCCCACAAAUGAACACCGCCCUGCGCACCGUCAAAAUGACCCCCAAAGGCCGCGACCCCAUCUCCCUAGACACCAUCAACAUCCGCGGCUCCACGAUCCGCUACUACAUCCUCCCCGACAGCCUGCCCCUGGAUACCCUGCUGGUGGACGACCAGCCCAAGCCGAAGAACAAGGCGCGCAAGGAGGCCGACCGGGGUGGCCGUGGCGGCCGCGGUGGUCCCCGUGGUAGAGGUCGGGGUCGUGGACGUGGGCGCGGUCGUGGAUUCUAG
Aspergillus melleus is the source of this 366-nucleotide messenger RNA. RefSeq names its product mRNA splicing protein SMD1 (gene smd1). Bases 1 to 366 code for a protein of 121 amino acids. Gene Ontology annotation, cellular component: commitment complex; precatalytic spliceosome; SMN-Sm protein complex. NCBI's taxonomy places the organism in Eukaryota, Fungi, Ascomycota, Eurotiomycetes, Eurotiales, Aspergillaceae. Gene Ontology annotation, molecular function: RNA binding. The transcript is spliced from 3 exons. The record is from RefSeq and is a predicted model, not a curated record. Gene Ontology annotation, biological process: spliceosomal snRNP assembly; RNA processing.